Messenger RNA from Scylla paramamosain (green mud crab), 9174 nucleotides. RefSeq names its product RNA-binding protein 24-like. The transcript is spliced from 6 exons. NCBI's taxonomy places the organism in Eukaryota, Metazoa, Arthropoda, Malacostraca, Decapoda, Portunidae. The coding region runs from base 185 to 1078 and encodes 297 amino acids. The record is from RefSeq and is a predicted model, not a curated record. Gene Ontology annotation, molecular function: mRNA 3'-UTR binding. Gene Ontology annotation, cellular component: cytosol; nucleus.
GGAAGGCGCAAGCCAGGCAGCACCACCGCCACCACCACCACCGCCGCCAGGUCAGUCUACAGUGAACCGUGGUCGUGAGCGUUUCUGUCGCGUCCGUCCUCGUCUCUGUUCCUUCUCUCUCUUCUUUCUCACACACCCGCUCACCACCACCACCAUACUCACCUCCACCCCCAACACCGCCAUCAUGCUCAUGCCCGGCGCGCUGCCCGCUUCCAUGUCCUCUGCCAUCACCUCGCCCACGUUGCACCACCAGGCGUUAGAGGGCGUGAACCAGAAGGACACCACCUUCACCAAGAUUUUCGUCGGCGGCUUGCCCUACCACACCACCGACAAGUCUCUGCGCGAGCACUUCGAAGUGUAUGGCGAGAUCGAGGAGGCGGUGGUCAUCACGGACAGACAGACGGGGAAGAGUCGAGGCUACGGGUUUGUGACGAUGGCGGACAAGACCGGGGCGGAGCGGGCCAUCAAGGAGCCCAACCCGGUAAUCGACGGUCGCAAGGCUAACGUGAACCUGGCCUACCUCGGCGCCAAGCCUAGAGGGACGGCCGCAGGUGAGGACGCCUUAUACGGCAUUCCCUUGACUGGCAUGCGCUACCCAACAGUGUUACCUGGUCAAUACGGAAGACGACGCACCCGCCGCUAUACCACUAGGUUGCAUCAUAACUACAUCUACCACCCGUCCUACCUGCCUACCACGGCGGGUCUGCUGCCGAUGACGCCCUCCGCCCUCAACCCCACGGCCGCCGCCCUCACUGCCGCAGGACAACAGGCCUAUUUUGAUUACACCAGUGCCGCCGCCGCUGCUGCCUCGUACCCCGCUACCUAUCAGACUGCUGCUGCCACGGGCAUUGAGCCUUACGCCGCCGCUGCCGCUGUGUCAGCAGGUGAGCUGCAAGCCGGGCGAGCAGCAGCAUCACAUCAAGCCUCAGCCAUGUCCCAGUACGCCGCCGCCGUCCCGGGAUACUCGUGGUCCCUCCCGCCUGCCGCCACUGCCGCCGCCGCCGCAGCCGCUGGCACCAUCCCCAUGUCGCCCUAUCAAGCCGCUCAACCUCAGUUGCAGGAAGCCCGCAUGCAGUAGCUACCCCUCGCCGUCUGGUGAUACGCGUGUGCGCGGCACCACCGCCUGCCUGAUGAAAAGCCUGGAACAGCCUGAAAAUACGAGGCCCAACCCCCAGGCUUCUACCACUCUGGUUGUGAACACUUACCUAGCCCGCACAGCCCCGUCCCGCCCCGUCCCUCCCGCCUCCCUUCGGUGCGGGGGUGUGAGUUGUGUGCGCGAGGGUGUGCGCGCCGCCAAGCCGCGCCGGACAGUCACACGCGCGUGUCUUGGAGACGCCGGUGUUCAUGACAUUCUCCCAGUGGGAUCAUGACGGUGAUCUCAAAUAUAAAUAACAUAGUCAAACCAUGGGGAAUUUUUUUUUCUUCUUUUUUGCUUACGUGGUUUUUUUUUUACUCGAGAUAUUCGACAAGACCUAUUUGAUGAAAUGUAUAACUUCUUUUUUUUCGACGGAACUAUAGUAUAAUUACAUGUUAUCUUGUGCACAGUAUUUUUAGAGAGGGGAAAAAUAACUGGGAGAUCAGCCUCGUCGCAUGAAAUCAUUAACUACCAGAGAGGAAGAGCAACAGAGAAGGAAACUCCAUCGCCCUAGUCGAAGCUUCUGUUGAGGGUUUGUCUGCUUCACGGGGAAGUUCAAAGCAGUGGUAGAGGACGAGGACGGACUUAGGGAGAGCAGUUAAAGUGACAUCCUAUGACAAUCUGUUUGUUGGAGUGGACCAGAGAGCUCUGAUGGGACAAUGGCAGAUACAUGUUGUUCUUUUGUUGUUCACAUUGUUAUUGUUACCUUUAUUUAAAGGAGUGGCAGGGAGGAGGCAGUUCUGGAACCAGGCUGCCUCCUGUCUCUGGUUGGUUCUUUUUCAUUCUGUGGUUCAGUCCCUGCCAGGUUCUGUUCACCCUGGGUUGCAGUUCAUGAAUGGUUCUGGUUCUUGUUGAGUCUUGACCCCUACCUGGCUGGUUCUGGUUCUGGUUCACUUGGAUUGUGAUCCAGUCUGGUUCAGUUCAGUGUAGACUUUGGCCCCUUGCUGCCAACUGGUUCUUGGUCUCUCACCCCUGGCUGGUUCAUCAAGGCAUUGGUGUGUGCCUGCCUCUCCUCCACUCAAGGCUGUCUUGCAGCAAUAAAUGUUGAUUUGAGGAGGACCGUGACAAGGAAGAGCAGUUUUUCAUGGAUGAAAUUUUUGAGAAAAGUAUUAAUUUCCCUAAAAUAUUUUAACAUUUUUGUAACAUUUUAUUGAAGUAUUUAACAUUUAUUUAUUCAGUUUCUGAAAUAUUUAAAGCUGUUAAGGAAAGAAAUAUUUGGCAUCAUGAAUGAAAAUUAUCUUUAAAAGGGUCCCAUAGACAUUAUGACCACUGGGUCCAGGCACCAGAAUCAUAAGCAAAUCUCACCAUGUAUAGAGUGAUCCUAUGACCAAAAGUGGGCAGAGUCAGCAGCCAGAUUGAAACCUGCCAUCACCAGGUUCAUGGCUUCCAUUUCAGUUCAGGCAUCUGUAAGUCUGAACGUCUUAUGGCAUUGUCGUACAAUCUACUUCAGUUCUGAAGCAACAUUCAUUGCAUGAAGAUGUCAGUGACAUCCACAGAUAAGGAGUACUAGGCUGAUUUCAUUGAACUUGAUAAAGAACAAUCUUGUCUUUGGAAGGUGAAAAGUGAAGAUUAAAGUGACAAAAUAAAAGGGAUGCAGCUUAUGACAUUUUAUUAGAGAAAUUACAAGAAAAGGAUGCAAUGGCCAAAUGAGACUGUAUUGAUAAUAAAUAAACUAAUUAAUUAAUUACUUAAUAAUUAAUAAUGAUAAUCCCUGGAGUAGCUUAAAAAAAAAAGAUAAAAUAAUCCAGAGUCCAUGGUCAGGAGCUUCAGCUGAUGACUUCUACACGCCAAGUCUAUAUGUACUAUGACUUGCUGGCACUCUCUAACGCAUUUUCCUUUAAUGCUUGGGUUUCUUUAGUUCUGCAGUGAAAUAUGCCACAGUAAUGGCUCCAAGAGCAUAGGCCAUAUCCUCAUCACUGAGUAGGGAAGCCAUGUCCUCACUUUGUCACAUCUUGGGAGAACUGAAGUAAAACUGAAUAUCUAUGAGUAACGCUGAGGAGUUAGAACAGAAUUGGAAUGGAACCUGAUCUGUGGUCAUAAUGUCUAUGGGGCCCUUUAAGAGAUGUAAGCUGUUUUUAAGUCAUCAGAAGCUUGCUCUUACCAUGAUCUUCAGUUAGGUUAUAGAAAUUGACAACACAUGGAUAUGUUAUGGAGUGUAAAGUAACAAUAAGAGUAUGCAUGCACGCCAGUCUGUCUUUGGGGCCAUAGUUGAGUGUGCCACCAGCUGUGUGCCAUCAGCCAUAAACCAGCAAUGAUGGAGAUCUGCCUGGGUGUUGGAAAUUCCUCUCCACAUUCCUCUUUCCCAAGGAAGGCCAGCCAACCACUCUGUGAUCCCUGCUACACCAUCCUCAGUUCUGUACUCUUGUGAGAUAUGUGUCACUGGAGUCGUUUGGGUUGGUGGUUUGUCUUGGCUCAGCAGCAGCAGCAGCAGAAGUCAGUGAGGUCUGUUUCUUCCUGGGGUUUGCAAUCCGUGCUCUCUGCGACUCAGAGGAAAGGUUGCUUGGCUGUGUUAGGACUCUCUUUGUAUUGAUGAAGUAUUACUUAAUGAUGAGUCUAAAUUACAGAAAAUUCAAUCAUUCUCCAGUUUUUAUUUUAAUAACUAUUAUCAAAGGGGUUUUUAGCUUAUUGUAGUUACUCACUUCCAGAUGAUCACCUAGUUAUGAUAUUACAAAGCUUAUAUACUUGUCCUUUCCUAUUUCAUGAGAUUUAAUUCCAUAUCUGAGAGUUCUCUGUUUCCUGGAACUAGUGAUAUGUUUAUACAUAUAAUAACUUUUUCUCGUUACAUCAUUAUCAUGUAAAGAAUAGAUAUUUUGUUAAUAGCACUUAGUUAUUUGAUAAUCUGUACCUACUCAUGUAGCAUACCUAGGCCACUUGUCAUUAUUCAUAAUUUUAAGUACUAUAGAAUGUAAGAAUUUAUUUUUUAAGUGUUUGUGUGUAGUAUGGAAACCUGAGCAAUGAGUGCACAUGCCAAUUGUUGUGUGGUCCUCUUGUCUCCAUGCAGACUGGUCUGGUAGCUGGCUGGUGUGGUGCCGGCUACCACGUGGCUUACCCUGAAAUCUGAGUGAAGUCACGGAGAUGUGAGCUCAUCCUGUAAUCCGAGAUCAUUGGCUCAUCUGAUAAUCUGACUGAUCCAACAGAAAUAUUCUUGUAGAAAAUCUGGCACUAUUUGAUGAUGAAAGAGUCAAAGUAUUGAAAGCUGCACAUUUCCAAACUACACACAGGCAGGCCGAGUAUUUUAAGGUACUAGAUGAGCAAGCUAAGAUAUAUUGGUACGUACAUAUUACAUAGUUAAUAACUGAGUAGAAUUACAUUUAGUAAAAAAAUAUCAUACCCUCAAGAUUAUGUAAGUCGGCUUUGCCAAGCAAUAGUCAGGAUUAAGUAUUAUAUACUAUUAAUGUAGUCCUUUUAUAUGUUAUUUACAUGAGAAGAUGUGUUAAGCUUCCCCCAGAGAGGGGUGUUAUUCUGUAACAUCUAGUCAGAAUCUCUGCAUCAGUGUCAAGCCUGUGCCAUAUGUUGCUCAGCCUCUCUGGCCCUUGAAAGUGUUACACGUUACUGACUACAACACCUUUCACAAGACUAAAUACCUGUAGCCAAAGUUAUUCACACACAUGAACAGCUCUGGACUUGUGGUGCAGCACUACCAUCAGAUGGUAUUGUGGCUGUUGUGUCAUGAGGGUGAUGCCUCAGUGGAAGGUUUUAUUUUCAUGGGAACAAUUUUCAGAGCAAUUUUUUAUUACAAGCACUUGCAUUGGUUCAGUUGAAAGAAAAACCAAAACUUGCUGAUGGGAGUUGGAUGUCCAGAAAUCAUGAAAGCUUCCAAAAUUUUGUAGCAUCAUUUUGUUUGAAUUUAAAAAAGCAGAUGAAGUUUUUUAUUUAUUUAUUUUUUAUUUAUUUAUUUUUUUUUUUUAUUCCAUUGGUAACUGGUGCAGCAAAACCUGGACGCUCUAUUUUUUGUUGUUUAUAAAACACUGUUGGCUGAUAAGUAACUAAUUUAAUAAUACAUUAUAAUCAAGUUAAGAAAAGUAGUUGUAGAUUGUAGUUGAAAAGUACAAGGUUUAGGUAAUACUAAAAGCACAAAGAAAGCUUGCAGAAUGUUCUCAAACUCCCAUUGAUGUCAGUCACCAUUAUUACUCUGAUACCAAAGAAUGAAUACCCUAUGCUGCACCACCAAAUAGCUCACAUUCUGGCUGUAAUAAUACUACAAAUAUACUUGUGAAAUUUUGGAUGACAAGUGACUGAUAUUCAUAGGUGCAUGUGUAAAGUUUUGAAGCAGCUCUCUUUGAUGCCAUGAGUGAAGGGCCAGAUAUAUAUCACCACACUAGAGUUAUGAUUACAAAAAGACAAACUUGACAAUGAAGGUAAACAGAAGACGAUCUGUGCCUGCCCUAUCAUUUAUCUAGUCAACAAGUGUAAUGCCUUUAGCUCAUGUAUACAGUACAGGUUGCCUUAUAAGUGCCUUGGAUUGAGAUAAUAAUUGUAUGCAGCUCUCGAGACAGGAGGUUUGGAAAAAUGAAUAAUUUAUACAUGGUGGAAGUUUAUUCUUAAUGUAGUUGUAGAAAUAGAUGACAUAUCACACUGAAGACUUGUACCUCCAGUAGCUCUGAUUACUGUGGCUACUUACUAGUUGCAAGUCACACAAUUAGGGAAAUGUGUAAUGAUGGAAGUAAAGACGUGAGUGAGCACAAGCACUGGUUGAGUAAUCUUACUUGUAAUCAGUGACUGAGAAGCAUGUCUGGAAGAAAUUGCUUGGCUUUGUGUGAGUCUUGUAAACACAGAUAGGAAGACAGCUUAUCACUGCGCCAUUUUGAGAGGUGAAACUGAUUUUUCAUCUUCAUUAAGUUACAUACUUUGGUGCACUGGAAGUAAUUUACAAGAAAAGUAGUUAUCAGUAUCUCCAUACAUUGCUUAUUGUAGUGAACUGUCAUUAUGUAUCAGGACAUGGCAUGCUUUUGUAUUUGAUAUAAAUUAUGCAUAAGUAUUUCUUCCAAAGACUAUAGAACCAAGUGCUGUUACAGAUGCAGACAGAAUUAGUGUUAUCUCACAAAAUUUUCUCAGCAAGGUCUGAUUAAAGGUUCCCUGAUCCAUCACAUGAUUUACCACCAUUGCACAGUAAGAUCAACCUAGUAAAGAAAACCUAAACCUGUUCCCCUUGCCUUCUUCCAGGCAUCAGUUGACAAUUGGUCACAGCUCUCUGUAAUUAGUUUCAGUGGCUUUUAAGUGUGAAUGCUACUUUUGUCUGUUGCUGUACCUAUUGUUCAAGUACCACAGCAGUGCUCAUAUACACCUAGGUUUCAAGUUAUGAAUCUUCAAUUUAUGUAGAGCUGCCCAGUUUUCAUUAGAAAUCCUAUUUAUGUAAAAUAAACACCACCACAGGUAGUUGCACUUUCUAUUUGUCUAGUGCAGCACAUGAAGGCCAAAACAUUAGUGAACUCAUUCACUCCCCACCAUUCUUGUUUGCUAUGCUAAAAUCUGUGAUGGACCUCCUUUUCAUUGGCCUGUUCUUUAAUUAUGUGAAAUCAACAUGUCAUGGAAUCUCAAAUCUGAUGUUUCCCAAGAUACAUCCCAGCAUGAACAGAAGGCAUCUAAGUUAUCCUCAUUUACGUAACAUAGCUCUUUGUAUUACUAAUUACAAACUUUUAUGACCCCAAAGAAUGUCACUUUCAGAUUCAUAAAGAUUAAUCAUAAUUGUCAAUCUGGAAAAAAAACAUUUAAUGGUCACCUUGAUUUUUAGUUGUUAACUAUUACAAUAUUACAAUGUCCCUUGGGUUCCAUAUGUAGCCUGGUUCUUUCUUAUAGUAUACUAGCUUUUAAUCUACACUCUUCAAUUAAUAUUCAGCCAUACAAAUUUGCACAAUAUAGGAUGAUCUGGAUUUCUAACAUGAGCAGAAAUGAAACCUUGGUGUAUAUAACUGGAGUCAUGCAACUGAACUUGAAGUGAUUGUACAAGUUAUGGAAUCAUCCCAUUACUUUUCAUUUAGAAUCACAUUAUCAUGAUUAUAAGAUUGUUUAACUCGAGAGUAUAAUGAAGAAGGAAAGUUAGGUGACGAUGAUGACAGUUGUAUGGAGUGAUGAUAAUGCAAGAGUGUUAGUGCCUUUUUAAAAUGUAGUAUGGUAAUGUUCAUUGUCUUCUGAAGGUUGACUGUGAACAUUUUUGUAAAAGAACUUCAGUAAGGUUAAUCAAAGUUAAGGUCUUAAACACGACAUACAGUGCCUUUGUGACAGUAACCUUUAUAAUUUCAAAAGUGGAUAUAUGUCAUGUAAAAAAUAUAGUUUAGUAUUUACCGUUGUCUCAGACAGGAGAGAACACACACUGGCAGUCCUUUUAAACUGUCAUGUUCUAUACUUUUCAGUCAUCAUACCUGGUUUAUGUAUAAAUCAGGUAUAAAAGGGCAUUAUAUUAGCUCAUUAAUUUAAUAGAUUUUAAGAGGCAUAUGCAGUAUAGUAUAUAAAAAAUUAAUUAUGUAUUUAUUGUUACAUUAUGCUGUUAUCAACUUUGUAGCCAUAUUUCUUUGCACAAAAUUGGACCACUUGAGUGAAGUAUUUGCCUGACCCUUGCUCCUUAGAAAUUACUGUAUUGAUACAAGCCUGUUGGGAAUAUUAUAUGCCAAGGAAAAAUAUACAAAACUAUCAUAACCUAGAAACAGACAAACAGUGUAGCUAUGAAGGACUUGCAUAAUGACACCUGUAAAAGAAAAAAAACAUGAAAUGGCACCACUGCAAUCAUGUGGCACUUCAGGGAUUUGUUCUUUGCACCAUUCAUGACAGCCUUUGAAAAACCAUCUCAUUCAGUGUUCAGCUUUGCAAUAUGCUUCUGUUAGAUAACAUCUGUACACUUACAUGCAAUGCUAAAGUGAUCACAGCACCAGUUUCUGGCAUUAAAUGAGUCCUAUCUUACUCACAAGAUAAGAAAGGAUGUCAAUGAAAGAAGAGUAAAAGAAUAUGGUAGUGUGGUGUGCAAGAUGAUGAUAAUGCAAGAGCGGUCCUGCCAUAAGAAAUUAAUUAUGAGUAUAUGACGCAUUUAAAGGAAGUAGUGGGAUGGAAUGGUAAUAACUUUAGAAUGAACAGAAAUUACUUGAGAAAGUCUGGUAGGCAAACUAGUUACACAUAAGUGAGAUAAUCCUGUUUUGAUAUGGUAAGAGAUAAGACAAGUGUGUGCAAGGCAUUGCAUUAAAAUGUACUGUGAUGUGUCACAUGAAUGCAAGAGGUGUGUGGUGUGUUGCACAGUGUCUUAAAGACAUUUCUGCCAUGGUCAUUCUCUGCCAGGUAUUAAGAAUGCUGCAUCAAAUCAAACUUGUAUCAUGAUCUCCACAGUUGAUCAAAUGGUAAGAAGUAUAAAACAUUAAAUUCAUAGCAAAAAUUUGAUAUUGUAACUGAGGAAAGAUACAUGUAUUCCACAGUAUAUUAACAGGAUUUUCACCAACAAGCUUGCUCCCUUUAUGGAAUUUUGCAAUAAUGACUUCCCAUGCCUAAAAGUAAGAACUAUAAAAAGUGGAAAUUCAACUCUCAUGGUGCUUGCUGUUUUCCCUGGAGUGCCUCAAGCCUGGUGUCAUUUUUCCAACAGGGUCAGAACUGUCCUUAGUGUUAUUCCAUUGGCUUUUCUAAGAACACUAAAAUCAGUGAAACAAAGGAAACUAUGAUGAAACAUAAACUAAAAAGUGUGUUAAAAACCACCAUGACUUCAAAGUAAGAUACCAAAUUUUGGUGCAAAAGUCCACUUGAUUUCAUUUCUUUGCAACACAAAUAUUAUGUGACAAGGAAAAAAUAUGGCCAUGUCUCAAAGCAAAAGAGGGUCAAUGUUUCUGAAAAUACCAAGUGUGCCUGGAUCAGUUAAUUUACUCGAAGGUGGGCUGCACUCUGAGUACUACAGAGGGGUUGGAAAAGCCUCUGUUUACCUGAAGGACAACAGCAUAAGUGCAAUCCAAAGAGCUCACUUUAACUUAUAUUUGGUAUUUAUUUAGCUGACCAGAUUGCCUCAAAAUGUUAAAUGUACCAUUAUUUUCAUAUAUUUUUUGUUAUAUCAAUAAAUUUAGGUUAAUAAG